GUGCAUGGACAAAUAGGAGAACAUGCAGGGGGAUGGACACAUAGAAGAACAUGCCGGGGAUGGACACGUAGGAUAACACGCCGGGGAUGGACACACAUAGGAUAACACGCCAGGGAUGGACACGUAGGAUAACACGCCGGGGAUGGACACGUAGGAAAACACGCCGGGGAUGGACACGUAGGAUAACACGCCGGGGAUGGACACGUAGGAUAACACGCCGGGGAUGGACACGUAGGAUAACACGCCGGGGAUGGACACGUAGGAGAACAUGCCGGGGAUGGACACGUAGGAGAACAUGCCGGGGAUGGACACGUAGGAUAACACGCCGGGGAUGGACACGUAGGAUAACACGCCGGGGAUGGACACAUAGGAUAACAUGCCGGGGAUGGACACACAGG
Molecule: messenger RNA, 398 nt
Organism: Staurois parvus
Lineage: Eukaryota; Metazoa; Chordata; Amphibia; Anura; Ranidae
Source: the annotation of a GenBank genome assembly